Molecule: messenger RNA, 1342 nt
Organism: Hibiscus syriacus
Lineage: Eukaryota; Viridiplantae; Streptophyta; Magnoliopsida; Malvales; Malvaceae
Product: patatin-like protein 2
Exons: 5
Coding region: 33-1187 (384 amino acids)
Biological process (GO): lipid metabolic process
Molecular function (GO): monoacylglycerol lipase activity; glycerophospholipase activity
Source: RefSeq, a predicted model, not a curated record
CACAGAUUACGAAUUCGGAAUCAAAACCAAAAAUGGCUGCCCAGAGGAAGAUGUUAACGGUGCUGAGUAUCGACGGAGGUGGCAUUCGAGGCCUUAUCCCUGGCACUAUCCUUGCUUCCCUCGAAACCAAGCUUCAGGAAUUGGAUGGAGCGGAUGCAAUACUAGCAGAUUAUUUCGACGUCAUUGCCGGAGCAAGCACAGGUGGUCUGAUAGCCACCAUGCUUGCUGCUCCAAUCGAUCAAGGCCGACCCUUAAUUGCAGCAAAAGAUAUCAACGAUUUCUAUCUGAAGCAUGGCCCCAAGAUUUUCUCCAAUGAGGGUCGUCUUAAAUUCGAGGAUUCAGUGGAAAAAUCUAUAAUACCCCUUGGACCAAAGUACGAUGGAGAUUACCUAAGAAAAUUGACAAAGGACUUAUUAAAAGACAUGAGUCUCAAAGACACACUGACGAAUCUGGUUAUCCCAACUUUCGACGUCAAGUACAUGCAUGCAGUGGUCUUCACAACCAAGAAUGCCAAGUCAGAUGUUUCGAACAAUGCUGGGUUAGCUGAUGUCUGCAACAGCACCUCCGCUGCUCCGAUAUAUUUUCCGGCAUACUACUUCGAAACCAAGGAUGCCAAAGGAAAUACCGUAACGUAUGAUCUUAUCGAUGGCGGAGUUGCUGCUGCUAAUCCUACAUUGAUAGCUAUGAACAGCAUUUCCAUGGAGACGUUCAAGCAAAAGAGUGAAACGAUGGAUGGUAGUAGGAUGCUAGUGCUGUCACUUGGCACUGGUGCAGCCAAGUUCGAAGAGAAAUAUAAUGCAUCUAUGGUGUCCCAAUGGGGAGUGUUCGAUUGGCUCUUUCACAAUCUCAAUAGCAGUCCAUUGCUUGAAUGUCUUGGCAGUGGAACCUCCGACAUGGUCGACUUCACUAUCGCUGCUCAAUUCCAAUCGGUCCAGUCCAUCGAAAACUAUCUCCGUAUUCAGGAAAACGGGCUGACGGGUGAUACGAUAUCGUCGGACAAUGCAUCAUGUGAGAAUAUGAACAACCUUAUAGACAUUGGGAAUAAGUUAUUGAAGAAACGAGUCUCGAGAAUCAAUUGGGAAACCGGAAUGUAUGAAGAAGUUGAAGGGGAAUCCACCAAUGAAGAAGCCCUUGCCAUCUUCGCUAAGAAGCUCUCCGAUCAAAGAAAGCUCAGGCCUUCUUCUUAAAUGGGCUUGAUUUUAAUGUAAUGCUUUGCUCCGACAAGUGCCUUUCCGUUUGGGGUGUCAAAUAAAUGUAAGAUCGAUUUAGAUCUUCACUUGUAUGUGUGAUUCAAUAAGUUGGAGUUAUUGCUCCGAUAAGUGCCUUUCCUUUUGGGGUGUCA